Molecule: messenger RNA, 264 nt
Organism: Cetraspora pellucida
Lineage: Eukaryota; Fungi; Glomeromycota; Glomeromycetes; Diversisporales; Gigasporaceae
Source: the annotation of a GenBank genome assembly
AUGGUUAUGACAAAAGCAGCAUUGCACAAAAAAAAUUAUCAAUUAGAUAAAAUAUUAAAACAACCUUUAAAAAUUGAAGAAAUUGAUUUAACUAAUGAUGAAGUUACUAUAAAUAAAGAAAAUACCAAGGAAACACAAAUGUUGCGAAUGGAAAAAUUAGAGUAUGAAGAACGAUUAUUACAACUCGAAGAAAGAAAGGAAAAAUCAAGAGAAUUAUGUAUUUCUAAUUUAAUUAAAGAGCGUGAACAUGGGUUAAAACAUUAA